AUGCAAAUGUCGCUGAACAUAAGAGCGCCUCUAUUUGCUGGCUACCCCUUUCAAGGCCAGGGAAGAGUUAAUCAAUUGGGGGGCGUAUUCAUCAACGGUCGUCCCCUUCCUAACCACAUACGGCUCAAGAUUGUGGAGUUGGCGGCGGCCGGUGUCAGGCCUUGUGUCAUAAGCCGACAGUUGAGAGUAUCUCACGGAUGUGUCUCCAAAAUCCUCAACAGAUAUCAAGAGACGGGAUCGAUAAGGCCGGGAGUGAUCGGCGGUUCAAAGCCUCGAGUGGCCACUCCGGACGUGGAGCGACGAAUCGAGGAAUACCGGCGCGAAAAUCCGGGAAUAUUUUCGUGGGAAAUAAGAGACCGACUCAUCAAAGAGGGCCUUUGCGACCGAACCACCGCUCCGUCGGUCUCAUCCAUUAGUCGGCUAUUGCGCGGACCCAACGGCUCAGUGACAGGCAGUGGCGGCGCCAAAGAGAGUGAAAGUGUGGGCAAAGGAGGACAUCAUCACAAACAUACAAUUGACGGCAUCCUCGGUGGAGACAAAUGCAAUAAUGACUCGGAAGAAUCGGGCGAUUCGGACAGCGAUGCCGAGCCGGGGCUCACAUUGAAACGCAAACAGAGGAGAUCCCGGACCACAUUCACGGCCCACCAGUUGGAUGAGUUGGAAAAGGCUUUCGAGAGGACUCAAUACCCAGAUAUAUAUACUCGCGAAGAGUUAGCCCAACGAACCAAACUAACGGAGGCCAGGGUUCAGGUUUGGUUCAGCAAUCGUAGGGCCCGUUGGAGGAAACAGAUGGGAAGUCAGCAGUUGAAUGGCUUUUCUGCGGCAUUGGCCACAUUGCCUGCAAUGCACGCGUACUCCUCGUCCGCAACCAAUCCUUACUUGACAUUUGCAGCGGCGGCUCAGGUCGAUGCCAACCACUACACCAACACAUCCCAAGAGUGUUCAAAUUUACACCACUCGGGACCAGCUCUUCACCAUCAAAGUGAUACCACGAGUCGGUCGGCACCUUAUCUCUCAACGGAUCCCAAUUAUGCCGUUUCUGUAUCAUCAGCAGCACAGGUGCUGAAUAUGUUGAACGGAGGGAUGAGUGGCUGCGCCGGCAAUGUGAACGACUACCCGAUGAGCGGUGGUAACGGUGCCGCAAACGGUAUGACCGCCGCGAGUAUCACCGAAAGAGACAACACGGCAUCAAAUUGGAUGUCAAACCACACGCACUCGCAUUCAAACAAUAAUAAGCUAAACAACAGCAAUACGACAGGUGCUCAUUGGGGACACUCAACCAGUCCUACGUGUAUGCCUAACGUGUUGGACUCGGGAUCUUUUGGUGGUAAUAGUGGACACAUGUCGUCGAUAGGGGCGACCAACAGUUCGGAUCCGUUUGGUUUUGUGUCGGCACACCCGCCCGACCUCAAGCCUCCCUUCUAUUACACGUCUCAGUUCGGCUCCGGGAUCCGUGGGUUAGCUCUCUAG
Molecule: messenger RNA, 1470 nt
Organism: Oppiella nova
Lineage: Eukaryota; Metazoa; Arthropoda; Arachnida; Sarcoptiformes; Oppiidae
Source: the annotation of a GenBank genome assembly